This is a messenger RNA of Sesamum indicum (sesame), 2486 nucleotides long. The record is from RefSeq and is a predicted model, not a curated record. NCBI's taxonomy places the organism in Eukaryota, Viridiplantae, Streptophyta, Magnoliopsida, Lamiales, Pedaliaceae.
CACAUGAUCAACUUCAAAUUUCAGACACAAAUAUUUAAAAUAUCUUCCCUAGAUAUGAAAAUCAUCAAUAAAACGAGAAAAAAGAAUCCCAAUUUUGUUAUGGGCUUAUUCUCGUCAUCUCUAGCUUUCUUGGCCUUGCUGAUCAGUUUGCAUUCAUCACUUGCAUUUGCAAAUGAAGAGAGUGAUUUAGAAACUUAUAUCGUGCAUGUGGAGGCGUCGGAUGGAAAAGUUUUCGAAAAUUCGGAAGAACUCGAGAGCUGGUACCAUUCCUUUCUUACUACUAGUACAUCAAGCUCAGACAGAUCGCCGAGAAUGGUGUACACAUACAAGAAUGUGAUCAAAGGUUUUGCUGCAAGACUAUCACCUGAUGAGGUAGAACUCAUCCAAGAAUACGAGGGAUUCGUCCACGCAAGGCCUCAGAGAAAGCUUCCCCUACACAUGACUCAUUCGCCCGACUUCCUCGGCCUGCAUCAGAAUUUUGGCUUCUGGAAAGACUCCAACUAUGGGAAAGGUGUGGUUAUUGGUGUGAUAGACACUGGGGUGUUCCCUAGCCACCCGUCGUUCAGCGAUGAAGGCAUGCCGCCUCCACCUGCUAAGUGGAAGGGAAAGUGUGAGUUCAAUUUUACUGCCUGUAACAAUAAGCUGAUUGGAGCAAGAUACUUCACAUUCGGAAAUGGGACUCCACUGGAUGAAGAUGGACAUGGAACUUCCACUGCAAGCGCUGCUGCUGGGAAUUUCGUGCCUGGGGCCAAUUUCUUCGGGCAAGCCAAUGGAACUGCUGUUGGUGUAGCCCCUCUUGCUCACUUGGCCGUUUAUAAAGUUUGUUCUGGAUCCAGACGUUGCUCGGAAAGUGAUGUACUAGCGGCUAUGGAUGUUGCAAUUGAAGAUGGUGUUGACGUGCUUUCGCUUUCUCUAGGUCGGCCAUCGACUUCAUUUACGUUUGAUUCCAUUGCUCUUGGUGCUUAUAGCGCCGUGCAAAAGGGUAUUUUUGUGAGCUGCUCCGCCACGAAUCGCGGACCGGAAUAUGGGACGUUGUCGAAUGAGGCCCCAUGGAUUCUCACGGUAGGCGCAAGCACCAUUGACAGAAAAUUAAAAGCAACUGUGAUUCUUGGGAACAAGGAGGAAAUAGAAGGCGAGGCAAUCAUCCAGCCAAAUAAUUUUUCGCAAACACUGCUACCUCUUGUGUUCCCUGGAAAAAGUACUACCAAUCCUAAUGCCCGGUUUUGCACUUCAGGGUCAUUAACCAGCAUCAAUGUCAAAGGAAAAGUAGUUGUGUGUGAACUGGACGUGGCGAUAUCACUUUCAGAGACAGUCAAAGAAGUUGAGGAGGCCGGUGGCUCAGCUAUAAUUUUCAUGAAUCAAGAGUCCGCAGGAGUCACUAAAAUGCUGGUGCCUAUCCUUCUGCCAACAGCGCAAGUCGGUUUCGCUGAUGGUUUGCGGAUCAAAAGAUACAUAAAUUCCACAUCAAAACCUAUGGCCACAUUAUCAUUUAAAGGGACUGUAAUUGGAGACGAUCAUGCUCCAACAGUGGCUUCCUUUUCCUCGAGAGGGCCAAGCUUGCAGAGCCCUGGAAUUCUGAAACCGGACAUCAUUGGCCCUGGAGUGAACAUUCUUGUAGCCUGGCCGGUUUCGGUUGAAAGCAGCAAAAAUACUAAACUUGGAUUCUUGAUUGGUUCUGGUACCUCAGCAUCAUGCCCUCAUCUCAGUGGGGUAGCAGCACUGCUCAAAAGCGCACAUCCUGAUUGGUCACCGGCUGCAAUCAAGUCCGCGAUCAUGACUACGGCUGAUGUUGUCAAUCUUGCCCAUAAUCCCAUUGAGGAUCAGAAUCUUCAGCCAGCAGACGUCUUCGCCACAGGUGCAGGUCAUGUGAAUCCUUCCAGGGCUAAUGAUCCGGGACUUGUUUACGACAUUCAACCCAAUGAUUAUAUUCCGUAUUUAUGUGGACUGGAGUAUACAGACAGAGAAGUUGGUAUUAUUACACAGCAGAAAGUGAACUGUUCUAAGAUAUCCUGGAUCCCUGAAUCACAACUUAAUUAUCCAUCAUUCUCAGUUUUAUUUGGAUCACGAGUUCAGACAUACACAAGGACAGUGACUAAUGUUGGCGAGGCAAAUUCGUCUUACGUUGUCGAGAUUUCACCCCCUCCAGGGGUCCAUGUUGCUGUUAAACCUGAGAAGCUUGAAUUCAUGGAGCAAAAACAGAAGGCGACAUAUGAAGUAACAUUUAGCAGACUUCCAUCGGCUGGAAACUCCAACUUUAGUCAAGGAUUUCUAAUGUGGACUUCAGAGAAAUGCUUUGUCAGAAGCCCGAUUGUUGCAAUCAUGGUCGAUUAAACAAUGUUAAUAAAUCCUAAUGUUCAGUACACAACUUUGUAUACUACUGGGAAUCUAUGCCUCGUAUUUCCCUUCAUCAAUAAAAUAAUUCGUGCAUUGUAUAAUUUUUGUGAUAUGAACUGUUUGUGAAAGUGACACAAUUUUUUAAAGGGUAA